AUGGCUAAAAACACCUCCCUUUAUUUUCGUAUCGUUGAAGGACGGAAUUUACCGGCAAAAGAUGUUUCAGGGACCAGCGAUCCGUACUGCAUCGUUAAAGUUGACAAUGAGGUCGUGGCCAGAACUGCAACUGUGUGGAAGAACCUCAACCCAUUUUGGGGGGAAGAAUACACUCUCCACCUGCCAAUGGGCUUUCACACACUUACGUUCUAUGUCAUGGAUGAAGACACCAUUGGCCAUGAUGAUGUGAUUGGGAAGAUCUCAUUGAAUAAAGAGGUGAUUUCAGCUCAGCCCAAAGGUUUAGAUAACUGGCUGAACCUGACUCGUGUGGACCCUGAUGAGGAGGUCCAGGGGGAGAUCCAUCUGGCUCUGGAGCUGAAGAGAGAAGCUCAGAGAACAUGUUUGAAAUGUCACGUUAUAGAGGCCAGAGACCUGGCCCCCCGUGACAUCUCUGGCACAUCAGAUCCAUUCACUCGUAUCAUUUAUAACAACCUCAGCACAGAGACGUCUAUCAUUAAAAAGACCCGUUUCCCUCACUGGGAUGAGACUCUGGAGCUGUGUUUGGAUCAGGCUGGGGAUGCAGAGGGGGGCACUGUGACAGUGGAGGUUUGGGACUGGGACAUGGUGGGAAAGAAUGAUUUUCUGGGGAAGGUUGAGAUCCCCUUGUCCUGUCUGCACAGAACUCCCUUACUUCAGGGUUGGUUUCGUCUGCUGCCCCUGGGGAAUACAGAGGAUGACGCCGGUGGGAAGCUGGGAGCGCUGCGUUUGAGGGUACGUUUGGUGGAGGAGAGGAUUCUCCCAUCUGUGUACUACCAGCCCCUGAUUGACCUGCUGGUGGAAGCUGUCAUUUCCCCCUCCGAGGUGGAAGAUCCCACCCCUCUCACCCUACUGGAGGAGGUGACUACAGUGGAGAGCCGUCAGGAUGUUGCCAUGACACUGGUGAAGAUUUACCUCGGCCAGGGGCUUGUGGUUCCUUUCCUUGACUACCUGAACACCAGAGAGGUUCACCACACAUCGGACCCAAACACACUCUUCCGCUCCAACUCUCUUGCCUCCAAAGCUAUGGAGCAGUUCAUGAAGGCUGUUGGAAUGCUUUAUCUCCAUGAGGUUCUAAAGCCGAUCAUUAACCGCAUCUUUGAGGAGAAGAAGUACAUUGAGCUUGACCCCUGUAAGAUAGACCUGAACCGCUCCAGGCGGAUCUCGUUUAAAGGCUCGGUGUCAGAGGCUGAGGUGAGAGAGAGCAGUGUUGGGAUGCUGCAGGGUUAUCUGAGCAGCAUAAUGGAAGCCAUUGUGAACUCCGUUUCCCAGUGUCCUCCAGUAAUGAGGGUGGUCUUCAAGCAGCUGCAUAAACGAGUGGAGGAGCAGUUCCCUGAGCCAGAAAAUGAGGACGUCAAGUACUUGGCCAUCAGUGGGUUUUUCUUCCUGCGCUUUUUUGCCCCUGCAAUCUUGACCCCCAAACUCUUCCAUCUCAGAGACCACCACGCAGACACGCGGACCAGCAGAACGCUGCUGCUCCUCGCCAAGGCCCUGCAGAGUGUGGGUAAUCUUGGCUUGCAGUUGGGUCAUGGGAAAGAGCAAUGGAUGACCCCUCUCCACCCCAUCAUUCUGUGCAGUGUGGCGUCAGUCAAAGACUUUUUGGACAAGUUAAUAGACAUAGACCACGACAACGUGUGUGAGGCUCCUCAGAGAGCGGUGUUUUUGCCCUCUAUGACGGUGAAGGAGGGUUACCUGCACAAGCACAAGACUGAGGGACCACAGCUGCUGAAGCGCUUUGCCUUUAAGAAGCGUUACUUCUGGCUGAGCAGCGAGACCCUCUCCUAUGCCAAGAGUCCAGACUGGCAGGUGCGUUCCUCUAUACCUAUCCAGUGUGUGUGUGCGGUGGAGAGAGUGGACGAGAAUGCCUUCCAGCUGCAAAACGUGAUGCAGGUUGUCACCCAGGACAAUGACGGACAGCUGCACAUUAUGUACUUACAGUGCAAGAAUGUGAAUGAGCUGAACCAGUGGCUGUCAGCCAUCAGGAAGGCUAGCAUCUAUAAUGAGCGCAUGCUUCCCUCCUUCCAUCCGGGUGCCCACCGCAGCAACAAAUGGACCUGCUGCCUUCAGACAGAACGAGCAGCACUGGGCUGUAGUCGCACUCACUCGGCAGUAACUCUGGGAGACUGGAGCGACCCUUUAGACCCUGAUGCAGAGACUCAGACCAUCUAUAAAGAACUACUUCAGGGCAGAGACAAACUCAGGUCUCAGUACCUGGAGACACAGGAUACAGAAGCAGCCAAACAGGAUGAGACAUCCAUAAGCCCUGAUGGACUGGGGGUAUCGGUGCGGUGUCGCAGCGAACGUAGCCGUGCCAUCGUGUCUCGCCUUCUGGACGUUGUUUUGGAUUUGGAACGCGCCCACUCUUCCUUCCAGCGUAGAGAAAGAGAAGAGACUAGUCCCCUGAUCCUACCCCCUUAG
Chanos chanos (milkfish) is the source of this 2454-nucleotide messenger RNA. RefSeq names its product RAS protein activator like 1 (gene rasal1a). Gene Ontology annotation, biological process: negative regulation of Ras protein signal transduction; intracellular signal transduction; regulation of GTPase activity. Bases 1 to 2454 code for a protein of 817 amino acids. Gene Ontology annotation, molecular function: GTPase activator activity. NCBI's taxonomy places the organism in Eukaryota, Metazoa, Chordata, Actinopteri, Gonorynchiformes, Chanidae. The transcript is spliced from 21 exons. The record is from RefSeq and is a predicted model, not a curated record.